Kickxella alabastrina is the source of this 928-nucleotide messenger RNA. RefSeq lists its product as uncharacterized. The transcript has a single exon. The record is from RefSeq and is a predicted model, not a curated record. Bases 198 to 800 code for a protein of 200 amino acids. Lineage: Eukaryota; Fungi; Kickxellomycota; Kickxellomycetes; Kickxellales; Kickxellaceae.
UCAUACCUUGAAUAAAUUAUAUAUUUUUCAGCAAUGCCAGUCCAUUCGCCGUUUCCUUCUGUCGCAAUACCGGUACAAGAUAGUGUAUCUUCUUCGGAUUGGCCCAAGCGAGACUUGACAGGCUAAACGGCGAGGAUUACCCACUACUCAUCGAUGGCAGCACCGGCAAGCCCUACAAUUUUGCUGAUAUCAAGCAGAUGUCAACGGCUAUUGCACAUGGCCUGAAGCACAGGGGAUUUAUUAAUGAGCAGAGCAAGCACCAGAGCCCCGAUGUUGACAUUGACGGUGUCGCCAUGAUGUUUUCGCCUGCGGAUAUCGGAAUGAGUGCCAUUCACUACGGCACGCUGAUGGCUGACGGCACAUUUGCGCCCAUAGAACCGAGUUUAGACGCGCAAUCACUGAGCAACCGUCUCGAAUGCCUCAAUGCCAGCGCAGCAUUUGUGACUAUCGAGCUUCUUCCCACUUUGUUAUCUGCCUGCAAUUUGGCCGGCGUGUCAAUCAACGAAUCUCGCAUUUUCAUCACUCAAGGAAACAUCUCGGGAUACACCUCGCUUGCUGAUCUUAUUGGCGAGCAUAAGGGCUUGUGUGUGGAGCCGCUGAUUCCUUUAAUGUCCGAGCAAGAGCUGGCACGUAAGGUGGCGCUGAUAUCGUAUUCCUCAGGGGCAACUGGAAACUCCAAGGACAUAAUGCUGACUUGCUGCAACAUUGUCACCACACAGUUGCAAUUUGAUGUCUACAUGGCGCAGCAUUCUACAGGCAUAUACACUUCAUCCAAAGAACAUCCUCGCUACCUGCUGUGAUCGCUGCCACCUUGACAUACUUUUGGGCUGAGCGUGCUCUUGUAUCACCCAUUGAUUUCGGGGCUACGCCUGGUGCAGCUCUGAGUUUAACCCCGCAUCGUAUCUCGCUGCUAUUGACAAGUUUGAGG